This is a messenger RNA of Malaya genurostris, 393 nucleotides long. Its product is annotated as small ribosomal subunit protein eS28. The record is from RefSeq and is a predicted model, not a curated record. Gene Ontology annotation, biological process: ribosomal small subunit assembly; maturation of SSU-rRNA; translation. The coding region runs from base 70 to 267 and encodes 65 amino acids. The transcript is spliced from 2 exons. Gene Ontology annotation, molecular function: structural constituent of ribosome. Gene Ontology annotation, cellular component: cytosolic small ribosomal subunit; ribosome. Lineage: Eukaryota; Metazoa; Arthropoda; Insecta; Diptera; Culicidae.
AUGCUUGCUCUUUUCUAGUGUUUUCAGACUUGAACCCGCACGUGUGUUCCGUAGUUCAGCUGCAAAAUCAUGGAUAAAUCUGUCGUUUUGGCUCGUGUGAUCAAGGUUCUCGGUCGCACCGGUUCCCAGGGUCAGUGUACUCAAGUGAAAGUCGAAUUCAUCAGCGAACAGAAUCGUCAGAUCAUCCGCAACGUGAAAGGUCCGGUACGUGAGGGUGACAUCUUGACGCUACUCGAGUCUGAACGUGAAGCCAGAAGAUUGAGAUGAACAGCGGAACAUGUUCCGAAUUAUUUUAAGGUCAACUUUAGCUUGAUUCCACAUUGUUCCGUAUGGUCAAUAUCGGUUAUAUUUUCAAUUCAAGGAAAUAUCGUCAAAUAAAUUAAUGUGAAAUCA